This is a messenger RNA of Symbiodinium sp. CCMP2456, 1035 nucleotides long. The record is from the annotation of a GenBank genome assembly. Lineage: Eukaryota; Dinophyceae; Suessiales; Symbiodiniaceae.
AUGGCUGAGGGUCAGGUCUCCUCCGCCAGCUGGUGUGUCUUCUAUGGUGCGGGCAUCAUCGGCACCCUCGUCUUGUACGGCAUCCUCCAGGAGGGCAUUAUGACCGUGGCCUACGACGGGAACCUGUUCCAGUACUCCGUCUUCCUAGUCUUGUGCAACAGACUGGCCGCAGUGAUGUUUGCGGUGUGCAUGGCAGCUGGUAAAGGUGAGUCGAUGAGGAAUGCCGCUCCUCUUUGGAAGUAUCUUGUCGUUUCCCUCUCCAACGUCUACGCCAGCUCCUGCCAGUAUGAGGCCCUAAAGUAUGUUUCCUUCGCGGUCCAGAUGCUUGGGAAGAGCUUUAAGAUGAUGCCCGUGAUGAUCUGGGGCAUCAUCAUUGCCGGCAAGGCCUACAGUGGUAGGGACUGGCUUGUAGCACUUGCCGUCACCUUGGGCUGCACCGAGUUUCUGAUGACCGGGCCGACCCAUUCCAAACUGGAUGCCGGCAACAGCUUCAAGGGCUUCCUGCUGCUCGGCUGCUUCCUGGCACUGGAUGGGCUUACCUCCACAUUCCAAGAGAAACUCUUCAAGGAGCAUAAGACGACGAAGUACAACCAGAUGUUGUACAUCAAUGGUCUCUCUGCCACUGUGUCCCUUGUCACCCUGCUUGCAACAGGCCAGUUCAUGCCAGCACUUGCCUUUGGCUUCGCUCAUCCCCAGUUCUGGCUCGACUCCGCCCUGCUCAGCGGCUCGGCGGUCGCCAGCCAGUUCUUCAUCUACUCGCAGAUCAAGGAGUUCGGGGCCUUGGUCUUCGCAGCGACGAUGAACGUCCGUCAGGUUGUCUCUAUAUUGGUCUCUUACUUGAAGUACCACAACCCGGUCACAGGGCUUCAGGUCCUCGGUUUGGGUCUCAUCUUCUCCGCCCUCUUCUACAAGUCCGUGCUGGCCAUGUUGGAAGCACCGUCCAAGGAGGAAAAGAAGCCGAUCCUGGCUGACGCUAAGCCCGAAGAGGCGCUUGAGACCUCCAAGGACAAGGAUGAUGCUGGCAAAGUAGUUUAG